Mesoplodon densirostris (Blainville's beaked whale) is the source of this 2205-nucleotide messenger RNA. RefSeq names its product acyl-CoA synthetase long chain family member 6 (gene ACSL6). Gene Ontology annotation, biological process: long-chain fatty-acyl-CoA biosynthetic process; long-chain fatty acid metabolic process; very long-chain fatty acid metabolic process. Bases 1 to 2205 code for a protein of 734 amino acids. Gene Ontology annotation, cellular component: endoplasmic reticulum; membrane. The record is from RefSeq and is a predicted model, not a curated record. NCBI's taxonomy places the organism in Eukaryota, Metazoa, Chordata, Mammalia, Artiodactyla, Ziphiidae. Gene Ontology annotation, molecular function: arachidonate-CoA ligase activity. The transcript is spliced from 21 exons.
AUGCAGACCCUGAAGGUGUUGGACCCCGAGGUCCCACAGCAGGUCAAGGACAUGACCGGGACUGACCUGGGGCUUCCUGAUCCUGAGUUCAUCCUCUCGCUUCUGGAGAAGAUGCAGACUCAGGAGAUCCUGAGGAUGCUGCGGCUGCCCGAGCUAGGCGACUUGGGCCAGUUUUUCCGCAGCCUCUCAGCCACCACCCUCGUGAGUAUGGGUGCACUGGCUGCCAUCCUCGCCUACUGGUUCACUCACCGGCCAAAGGCCUUGCAACCACCGUGCAAUCUCCUGAUGCAGUCAGAGGAGGUGGAGGACAGUGGUGGGGCCCGGCGAUCUGUGAUAGGGGAUGGCCCUCAACUGCUCACCCACUACUAUGACGAUGCCAGGACCAUGUACGAGGUGUUCCGCCGUGGACUUAGCAUCUCAGGGAAUGGACCCUGUCUUGGCUUCAGGAAUCCCAAGAAGCCGUAUCAGUGGCUGUCCUACCAGGAGGUGGCCGACAGGGCUGAAUUUCUAGGGUCUGGACUUCUCCAGCACAAUUGUAAACCAUGUACAGAUCAGUUUAUCGGCGUUUUUGCACAAAAUCGACCAGAGUGGAUCAUCGCGGAGCUUGCCUGCUACACAUACUCUAUGGUGGUGGUCCCACUGUAUGACACCCUGGGCCCGGGGGCAAUCCGCUACAUCAUUAACACAGCCGACAUCAGCACUGUGAUCGUGGAUAAACCUCAGAAAGCCGUGGUUCUGCUGGAGCACGUGGAGAGGAAGGAGACACCAGGGCUCAAGCUGAUCAUCCUCAUGGAACCAUUCGAGGAAGCUUUGAAAGACAGAGGGCAAGACUGCGGGGUGGUCAUUAAGUCCAUGCAGGCUGUGGAGGACUGUGGCCAGCGGAAUCACCAUGUUCCUGUGCCCCCGAAACCCAGUGACCUCUCCAUUGUGUGUUUCACAAGCGGCACAACAGGGAACCCAAAAGGUGCGAUGCUCACCCAUGGGAACGUGGUGGCUGAUUUCUCAGGCUUUCUGAAAGUGACAGAGAAAGUGAUCUUUCCGAGACAGGACGAUGUGCUCAUCUCCUUCCUGCCUCUGGCUCACAUGUUUGAGAGAGUCAUCCAGUCUGUCGUCUACUGCCAUGGAGGACGCGUCGGCUUCUUCCAGGGAGACAUCCGCCUCCUCUCAGAUGACAUGAAGGCUCUGUGUCCCACCAUCUUCCCUGUGGUCCCACGACUACUGAACCGCAUGUACGACAAGAUCUUCAGCCAGGCAGACACAUCAUUAAAGCGCUGGCUCCUGGAAUUUGCAGCAAAGCGUAAACAGGCUGAGGUCCGGAGUGGAAUCAUCAGGAAUGAUAGUAUCUGGGAUGAACUCUUCUUUCAUAAGAUUCAGGCCAGUCUUGGUGGGUGCGUGCGGAUGAUUGUUACUGGAGCGGCCCCCGCGUCACCAACGGUCCUGGGAUUCCUCCGGGCAGCUCUGGGGUGCCAGGUUUAUGAAGGUUAUGGCCAAACUGAGUGCACAGCUGGAUGUACCUUCACUACACCCGGGGACUGGACAUCAGGGCACGUAGGAGCACCUCUGCCCUGCAAUCAUAUCAAGCUCGUGGAUGUCAAGGAACUGAACUAUUGGACCAGCAAAGGAGAAGGAGAGAUAUGUGUGAGAGGACCAAACGUGUUCAAAGGUUACUUGAAAGAUCCGGAGAGGACAAAGGAGGCCCUGGACGACGACGGCUGGCUUCACACUGGAGACAUUGGGAAGUGGCUGCCAGCUGGAACUCUUAAAAUUAUUGAUCGGAAGAAGCACAUAUUUAAACUUGCUCAGGGAGAAUAUAUUGCGCCCGAGAUGAUUGAGAACAUCUACAUCCGGAGUGAGCCUGUUGCACAAGUGUAUGUCCAUGGGGACAGCUUAAAGGCCUCUUUGGUGGGCAUUGUCGUGCCUGACCCGGAAGUCAUGCCCUCUUGGGCCCAGAAGAGAGGAAUUGAAGGGACGUAUGCAGAGCUCUGCACAAAUAAGGAGCUGAAGAAAGCCGUUUUGGAAGAUAUGGUGAGGUUAGGAAAAGAAAGUGGACUCCAUUCUUUUGAACAGGUUAAAGCCAUUCACAUCCACUCUGAUAUGUUCUCAGUUCAAAAUGGCUUGCUGACACCAACACUAAAGGCUAAGAGACCUGAGCUGAGAGAGUACUUCAAAAAACAAAUAGAAGAGCUUUACUCAAUCUCCAUGUGA